AUGCCAGCCCCCGACAACAUCUACCAGAACGAUGUGGACUUUACGACGCUGGCGCUGCAAUAUCCCGACUUUGCAAAAAGACUCAAACCCAACCGCCAACUCGACUUCUCCGAUCCCGAGAGCGUCAGACAAUUGACCAAAUGCCUUCUCCAUCGAGACUUUGACCUCACCGUCGACCUGCCCGAAGAUAGGCUGUGUCCGCCUGUGCCGAACCGGUUCAAUUACAUCCUCUUCAUCCAGCGCCUGCUGGACAGCACCUCCCCCUCCUUCCACCAAGGGUUCGAUCCCGACAGGCAGGUGAUUGGCCUUGAUAUUGGCACGGGCGCGUCUGCCAUCUACCCGCUCCUUGCCUGCCGACAGCGCCCUCAAUGGCGCUUCCUGGCGACCGAGAUCGACGAGAAGAACCGCGAGUACGCGCAGAGAAAUAUCCUCGCCAACGCAUUACAGUCGCGCAUCAGAUUGAUCGACACGGAUGAGAAAGGAGACCGGUUGAUCCCGACGGAUCAGCUUGAGAGAUUUGAUCGGAUCGACAUCCUCAUCACCAACCCACCAUUCUAUCCCUCAACGCAAUCCCUCGACGAAUCCGCACGGCAAAAAUCCCGUCCCCCGAAUUCCAGCUGCACCGGCGCCGCGGUGGAGAUGAUCACACCGGGCGGGGAGGUGGGCUUCGUCGCCAAACUCGUCGACGAGUCGCGCCGGCCCGCGAACCGGAGCAAGAUCCAGUGGUUCAGCGCCAUGCUGGGUAAGCUGUCGAGCGUGGGCGCGGUGGUGGAGCGGCUCCGGGAGCAGCGGUGCGGGAACUUCGCGGUGGCCGAGUUCGUGCAAGGCCAGCGCACGCGGCGGUGGUGCGUCGCCUGGAGCUGGAUGGGCUACAGACCGGCUAACGACGUGGCGCGGUCGCUCGGCGGCGGCAGCGGCGUCGAGAAGAAGCUGUUGCCCGCGAUCACGGAGGUGGAGUUUGAAGCGGCCGUGCGCGACGCCGGUGUGGAAGGCGUGCUAGAUAUGAUCGCAUCGGAGAUCAUCCAGGGCCUGGACGGUGUGCGCUGGAAGGGGGACCGCGCCAGGGGCGUCGGCAUGUUCAUGUCCCGGGACGGCGACGUGUGGAGCCGCAAGGCGAGGAGGAGGAAAAUGGCCGUCGGGCGUGAACCUGCUGCUGGACGCAAUCGCGCGUCUCACGCGAAGGAGACGGGCGGAGGAAACAAACGAGAUACAGACACGGAUAUGAAAGACGACGACGACGGCACCAACUCCAACUUGUCGUCAGACGACGAACCCGAACCAGCCCUCGUCGUCCGGAUCUCCAUCACGCCCUCUCCCUCUCCCUCUCCCUCUUCUUCCACCACAACGACGACCGGCACGGCACCGACGGCGCGGAUCCACAUGCGCCAUCUCCAGGGCCCGGACCCGGUCCUCUUCGAGAGUUUCUGCGGCUGGCUGAAGCGGAAGAUUGUGGCGGCGGCGAUGUCAUCACUACCAUGA
Messenger RNA from Fonsecaea erecta, 1479 nucleotides. RefSeq lists its product as hypothetical. Gene Ontology annotation, cellular component: nucleus. Gene Ontology annotation, molecular function: nucleic acid binding; 23S rRNA (adenine(1618)-N(6))-methyltransferase activity. The transcript has 6 exons. The record is from RefSeq and is a predicted model, not a curated record. Bases 1 to 1479 code for a protein of 492 amino acids. NCBI's taxonomy places the organism in Eukaryota, Fungi, Ascomycota, Eurotiomycetes, Chaetothyriales, Herpotrichiellaceae. Gene Ontology annotation, biological process: rRNA base methylation.